Symbiodinium sp. CCMP2456 is the source of this 669-nucleotide messenger RNA. Lineage: Eukaryota; Dinophyceae; Suessiales; Symbiodiniaceae. The record is from the annotation of a GenBank genome assembly.
AUGGCCACCUACAUUGCAUCCUUCGGCAAGCAUGUGGUCAUUGAGAAGGUGCAUCUGCAGGAUGUCGACGUGAUUUGGGAGCGUGGCUUCUUUGCCUCCAACCUCCUGGAUCUGCAGAACCUAGGUACCGACGAGGGCGCUGGUGGCAGCAGCCCUGCAACUGACGGUGCGGAGGACUCCGGAGUGACGACGACACUGCGGAAUGUGGAAGUUGAAGACGUCACGUUGAAGUUUGCCUCAUACUUGCUGGCGGGCUGUGGGCCGCGUGCUAUGGCGCCAGACAUCCAUUACGACAACUUCGAGGAAGCGAUGGAGGCAUCUGCUACGACCUCGUCGUUGAUUCCCAUGCUUAUCCUGACCUUAGUGGAGAGCGUGCUUGCAAGUCUGCUGGGCAGGCAAGCAACGCAGACGAUCUUGUCUGCGACUUCUGGAUUGGUCCGGUUCAUCAUGGACGCGAUCUGCCACUUAGCAGCGCUGUUGGCCUAUUGCUUGGAAAAUGUCUUCUGCCGCUGCUGCCGCGGCCGAGAGCCUUCCGCCAUCCGCGAAAGAAAGAGCUCCGCGAAACUGGAGGACAAGCGAGCGCAAAGCCAGGCAGCAGAGCGCCACCGGCUCUUUGCAUGCUUCUCAGGCUGCUUACCCGGUCAAUCCUUGCUGCACCGCGGCCGCUGA